Messenger RNA from Anguilla anguilla (European eel), 3782 nucleotides. Its product is annotated as RNA-binding protein 4.1-like. The record is from RefSeq and is a predicted model, not a curated record. The transcript is spliced from 4 exons. Gene Ontology annotation, cellular component: cytosol. NCBI's taxonomy places the organism in Eukaryota, Metazoa, Chordata, Actinopteri, Anguilliformes, Anguillidae. The coding region runs from base 967 to 2208 and encodes 413 amino acids. Gene Ontology annotation, molecular function: mRNA binding; zinc ion binding.
CCUGGUCUAAAGCAAGUGAAUAAACUUCAAGUAGUUCCAAAGCUGGUUGUACUGGGUACAGCAUAAUUUCACUAGGUCUAUUCAUAUGCUUUCCAAGUGCGCAGCAGUCUUGUUUUGCGUGCUCUAUCGGAAAUCGUUCCUGCCGAAAAUUGGAUUAAACGUUACCUACACUCGGCGAUCUAGGUGUUUCUUCCCUCCAUUCAAGUAAAUCUUUGUAGUGUGCACUAGAGCUACGGAGUGCCGAAAUUGCUUGUAUGCUCAUAGCGCGUGUAUGAAAUCGAAAUAUUUCAACUUGUGUGAACUUUUGCACGUGCUUAUAAGAGCAAUACGCCUGCAAGAAAAAAGUAGAGCCAGUUUAUUAGUUUUAAUUUCAGCUAAGAUAUACUCAGCAAGAUUCCAUAGCAGAAAAUGCACAUACCACCCUGAGACUUCAUUCUGCCAAGUGUCUGUUAACCAUUUCAUAAACACAUCGGACUGGAAUUGAAUUGAAGUACUUUGGGGGCAGACGCUGCAGCCGGAAGUCGUGCAUUGUAUAAAGUGGAGCAAGGGAGAUAUUUUGUGGAUGAGCAACCUGUGCCCUGACUUAAUUUUAUUCUCUUGUCGCAAAUGUAAGGGGGUUCUGGUGCAAAAUGACUGAAUCAUCACAGGUCAGCAGUGGCAACAUGUGUGGGUGAUGUGAAUCUUGAAAAGAAAACUAGCACCUAUUUACUGUGCUUGUGAGUUCUUAAAUGGUGACUUUGGAAAGCGGUAUGUCAACUGAGCAACCAGAGACUGUAAAAAGCAACUAAUUUUCCAGUUGCUAGAACUUCCCGGAAGUUGCGAGGACCUGGGAGAUUAUCUCCCUUGACAGCGACGCCAUUUCGUAACUAAUUUCAUUCAUUAGCAGUGGAGCUGGCGAUACUGGUAAGUGACAGAGCUGGUUCGGUACUUCAGUAUAUCAAGGAGUAGGAGCACUUUGACGUGACCAUGGUAAAGAUAUUCAUCGGAAACCUGUCCCAGGACACCACGGCAGAGGAGCUUCGCUCUGUCUUUUCCCAAUAUGGAACAGUCUCCGAGUGUGAUGUCUUGAAGAGAUAUGGUUUCGUGCACAUGGACAGCAAGGCAGAUGCUGAGGAAGCCAUCCGCAACCUGAACCAGCGCGAGCUGAACGGUAUGGCCAUGAACGUGGAGUUGAGUCGCGGCAAGUCCAGAGCCACCACAAAGCUGCACGUGAGCAAUCUCAGCAGCGGCUGCACCAAUCAGGAGCUGCGCGCUAAGUUUGAGGAGUACGGGCCGGUGGUGGAGUGCGACAUCGUAAAGGACUACGCUUUUGUGCAUAUGGAGCGUGUAGAGGAUGCAAUGGAGGCCAUCAGUGGGUUGGAUAAUACUGCAUUCCAAGGCAAACUGAUGAGCGUGCAGCUGUCCACCAGCCGCCUGCGCACUGCCCCGGGCAUGGGAGACCACGCGGGCUGCUUCGUCUGCGGCGAGCCGGGGCACUGGUCCAAAGACUGCCACCUGGCUCAGAACGGCGGCUACGGCGUCGGGCCGGGGGGUCAGGGCGGCGGCGGCGGCUACGGCUUCCGCGGCGGCAGAGGCUUCCCCCAGGGAGCUCCCGGGUUCGGCAGGGGCGGGCCGGGGUAUCCCGGCGGUCCUGGGAUUCCGAGAGGGCCAGCGCCCGCUUUCUACGGGGGCUCGUCUUUCGGGGCAGGGGGGGGCUACGCGGGGGAGGCGUCCUCGCUUCCCAUGGGCCACAGGCCUGGCUACGGGCCGCCGCGGCCGUACGGCUCCGAAGCGCCGGCCCCGUACGGCGGCAGGGCCGAGAACGUCUUCCCCGACGGCACCGCCGCCGCCGCUUACGAAAGCCAGCGCCACAGCGGCGUGGAUUUCUACGAGCAGUUCCGGGCCCGUCCGUACGGCGCCGGCGCCAGCUACGGCGACGAGCGCCAUCUGCCCUCAGCCUACUCUUCCGUCCCCGCCUCACCCGCCAUCUCCAGGGAGCGCCUGCCCCUCGACCCCUACGAGCGCCGUCCGCCGCCCCCUCCGCCGGCCUCCGGCUCCUCGUACUAUUCGCGGGACCGAAGCCCGGUCCGGCGAGGCCCGGCCUCGGGGGACGGCGUCUCGUACGAGCGCUCGCGCCUCUCCCCCGGCUCCUCCGCCUCCAGGAGCUCCGCGUACGAUCUGGCGCGGGCCCGGGACACCUAUAGCGAUCGGGCGCGUUAUGCUUACUAACUCGCCCCCCCCCCCCCCCUUCUUUCUGCAAGUUUUGCGUAAACUGCGGGAGGUGCCUUUGGAACCGUUCCCCCAACCUCGCGUGGCAUGUCGAGAAGCGAACACUCUCACGAAACCUCCCAGCUGAGUUUCAAGAGCGGUGCGAGGGGACGGGAAAGGGGUUUUCCCUCAUUUUCAUUCCCAACACUGGAUUUACUCAUCUCUCAACCAGCUAAACAGACAUAACUUCCAUUUACUUAGAAAGCAACCAAUCCCUUAUUCUCUAUCGGCUCGCUGCAGACAUUCAUACACUGUGGAAUUUUCGGUAAUUUUUGUAAAUAUAUUAAUUUGCUUAAAUUGUUGUGGGUGCAAUCAUUACCUGUCUUGUCAUUAACGUUUUGUUUGAAUUCCAGAUGUAGUUAGUAGUCUGCAGUUUUAUUUGUGUUCAUGCACUUUGCUUGCUGUUCUGAUCAAAAAAACACCUUGGCAAGAAUCUUUUUUUUUUAUAAACGAGCACACAUUUUAAAAAAAUUUUGUGGCACAAAGCGAUUGUAUUUCGUCACGGCUGUGACUGUAAAAUACUUAAAAAUUAUUUAUAUUCUGAAGGAUACAGAUCAUCUUGUUAUUUUGUAUAAAAGUGGUUGAUGAAUCAAAACUUUUGAACCGUGAAGACCGAUGCUUGUUGGUAAUGUUGGGCUAUAGUUCAGAAUUAAUUGUAAUUUCCAAGAAAAGUUUUUUUUAGUUUGUUUUGUUCUGAAUGUGAGCAGUUGUUGGAAGUGCAUGUGCAUAUUACUCUUUCUUAAAAUAAGGUCAUUUCAGGUUAACCAAAAUAUAAUAGGCUAAUAAAUAAAGGGCGAAGUUGUAUUCAAACCAGACAUGCCGCUUUUCAUGUGUGUAUAUUUUGGCACAUGUUUUAGAUUUUUGCAUGACCUGUUACUCUUCUGUAAAAAUGCCCCUGGCUUUCACACCAAAUGGCUUUCUGCCAAAUAGCGUUGCUUAAUCUAGUUUAGAUGGUGGCUUCUGUAUAACCAAAGGUGCAAAUUGUCAGAAAUCAAGUGUAUUUUCCCCAAAGAUGGUGAAUUCCAUCAGCAGGGGAUUUUGACCUUAAUUAAAUUUUUUUUUAAAGGGCAGUGAUGGGUAAAUGAAUGUACAGAUGUUACAAAUAAAGUUUGAUUGAAUGACAAGUUUGCUCCGAAUACACGUUAAUGAAAUUUCCGAAGUUGGUGUGGCAUAUGUGCAUAAUUUAUGGAGCUGUCCUUUCAUUUUUACGCACUGAAAUUGCAUUUGUGAAUGCUGCAGUUUAAGAAAGAGAACUGAGAGUCUGAUAUUCAGAACAUUCCUGAAAGUAUAAUCCACAAACCAUGAUCUCUGCACAAGUGUACCAGCUAACCACAUUUGAUUUGAAUUAAGUCAGCCUUAACUCAGGGUCGUUUUUUUACUUUCAGACUACAGGGCUAGCAUGUGACCUUCCUAUUGAUGGGUGAUUUAAAAUUACUUUCUGUGCUUUGCAAAUAGUUUAUAAACUGGUUACAAAUGUGUAUAUUUUUAUGUAUGUUGCCUUUUUUAAUAAACCAGAGUUUUUGGUGAAAAUCUUA